Cajanus cajan (pigeon pea) is the source of this 1929-nucleotide messenger RNA. The record is from RefSeq and is a predicted model, not a curated record. Lineage: Eukaryota; Viridiplantae; Streptophyta; Magnoliopsida; Fabales; Fabaceae.
CUUACAGGAAAACUAGUCAGCAAAAAAUCCUUAGGUGUGAGGCAACUCUUUUACCUUUUCCGUGUCCUAUGGAAUUGCAUAGCAAUAACAUUCUAGAGUCAUAGUCUUCGCUGAAAAUCCUUGUCCAUAUUCAAAACGCGCCGCAGGACUAUUUCAUAUCCUUCUCGGUUCUCAUGGUGUCAUGGUCAAUGUCUCCCUCCUUCCCUGUCACAUUCAAACCCCAACCAACAAGCAUGCUACACAUAUAUUAAUUAAUCACACUAGUCUAACAAUCAAUCAACACAAGCAUAAACUAAACAAACAGCAAAAGCAUCAUCCUUUAGAGUUGAAAGUGAGAAUCAAUCAAUCAAUCAAACGAUCAGGUUGAGGUGAGGAUGGAUAGGCUGGUGAAAGCAGAAGCAAAGGAAGUGGAGGUGAUGUUCUCAAAGGGGCAAAAGUGCAGCUCCACCUUCAAGCUCACAAACCUCAUGCACACCAUGUCAGUAGCAGUGUCUCUAACCACCACAAACCCAUCUCUCUUCUCCAUCAACAAACCCUUCUCUAUAAUCCCCCCACUCUCUUCUUCAUCCUACACCCUCCACCUCACCCACCCCUCCGAUCACCCCCCUCUCUCCGACCCUCCCGACGCAGUCACCGUCCGAACCACCAUGCUCCCCACCGGCAAGGCCCCCGCCGACCACCUCCGCCGCCUCUUCUCCAAACCCGGACCCCACCUCUUCCGCGACGCCGUCCUAACCAUCUCCUUCGUCGGCCCCCACGUCGCCCAAUUCCUCAUCUCCCAAACCUCCCAAUCACGCAACCACUUCACCAAAGGCAUAUCCUCGUGCACGAGAUCGCAGCUCACCGGACUUCUCAAAGCCGCCGUCGAGUGCGGCCGCGCAGACGCCGUGGCGGACUUGCUCCACGCCGGCGCCGACGCAACCGCGGAAUCACUAAUGCCGGGAGCAAUUCGAGCCGGGAGCCUCCACGUGGUGAAGCUUCUGGAAGCUUCCGGUUGUGGAAUCAACGACACGGUUUUACACGAGGCCGCGGCGACGAACCGAAUCGACGCGAUGGAGUUUCUGGUGGAGCGGUACGGUGACGAAUUGGACUUGGAUUCGGUGGACGGCGAGGGGAGGACGGCGAUCCACGUGGCGGCAGGCGAGGGGCACGUGAGGGUAAUCCAGUUCUGCGUUUCGAUGGGAGGAAACCCUAAUUUGGUGGAUUGGAAGGGGUGGAGUCCGCUUCACUACGCGGCGUGGGGAGGACACGUGGAGGCUGUGGAGUGUUUGUUGGAAUGUUCAAACGUGAAGGGCGUGAGGGAUAGGGAGGGGAGAAGGGCGUCUUGUGUAGCGGCGGAGAGGGAAGAGUCGGAGGCGCGCAGGCGGUUGCUGGAUUUGCUGCGGUGCGGCGACGAGCUUAUGCGCGCGGUGAGGGUGGACGACGUGCACGGCGUUAAGAGGUGUUUGUUGGAAGGGGCGCGUGUGGACGGCAGGGACCAGAAUGGGUGGAGCCCACUGCAUUGGGCCGCGUUCAAGGGCCGAAUUAAGAGCGUUAAGGUGUUGCUGGAACACGGCGCCGAGGUUGAUACUGUCGAUGAUGCUGGCUACACUCCGCUGCACUGUGCUGCUGAGGCUGGCCACUUGCAAGUUGCUCUCUUCCUCUUGGCUCAUGGUGCCUCUCAAGCAAAUCUCAAGUCCUUUCCGCGUCUUGCUGCUAACUUUCACUCUUCCAAAAUCACCUCUCUUCAUUUUCUAUCUAAUUAGUAAUUAAUACCAUUGCUUUAACCAAUCAAUGUAUAUAUUCAAAUGAGGACACAUGUUGUACACAUCCACAUUCAUAAUGCCAUAGAGUAAAGGAUGGGUUUGCAUUGAUGUAUUUUAAAACAUCCAAGUCUUAUUAUGUUUUUGGAUGCUUUCAAGUCGUUAUAUAUAUUAGGAUUUGUUUUAA